AUGGGACAGGAUAUCUAUGGCGUAACAAUGAUGAAAGUUGUCGCAAUGGAAAACUGGGGACUGAUAAUUGUUCGACAAAAGCUGUUGCUCAAUAAUAGCACAAUUUCAACGCUGACGGAAACCCGACUAACCCAAGUUGUGCUCGCCCACGAAAUUGCACAUCAGUGGUUCGGCAAUUUGGUGACGAUGAAGUGGUGGGACGACUUAUGGUUGAACGAGGGAUUUGCGUCCAUGAUCGGUCUAAAAGCGAACGAUGUCCUUUCUAAUACAACGAUGAGUCGGGCCACACUGAUUAUACUGAUGAUGGAGCGCAUUGUAAGCGAGGUGACGUUCCGUGACGGCCUUCGGAUGUUUCUUCACAAAUUCAUGUAUAAGAAUGUCGACCACAAUGAUCUUCUAACGGUACUUACAAGAGUCUAUGCUGGUUCCACGAUAGGUGGACGUCUAGUUGGUCAGAACUUCACCUUAGCCGAGGUGAUUGAGACGUGGAUUUACCAACAAGGUUUCCCUUUGCUUCACGUCAGAAGGCGCAGUGACGGAUAUGUUCUAGUUACACAAGAAAUUUAUCGGCACGUUCCCGGUCACAAAGCGAGCGGUGUACAGUGGAAGAUUCCGAUUUUUCUUCGAGAUUCAAGUACAUUGAAACCAACGGUGAGGUGGUUGGUUGAGAACUCCACAGUCGUACUAGAUCUGCGUGCAGACAUGGUGCUUGACAGAGAUGGGCGAAGCUUUGUGCGAGUACGAUACGACACGGAGUCUUACUUGGAUAUUACAGCACGGCUUCACGCUGAUACUGCAUAUCCUCCGGUGAAAAUGCUGAACGCCCAUCUGGACUUUCUGGUCUCACGACUCACAACCCACGCAAAGUUUUCUGAAUUUCAGCUGUUUAUUAUCACAAUACUUGAGCCGCUGUUCGAACACUUUCAACGAAAUCCAUUACUGGAAAGGAUGAAAAUACAUGAAGAAAUACCUCCUUAUGUUCGUCAGCCGCUCUAUUCAACUGCCAUUAUGUAUGGAGACGAUGAUAUCUUCGAAUUUAUGUACUCUAAAUGGAAAGAGGAAGUGUAUCAGAUAGAGAAGGAAAGAAUUUGGAUUGCGCUGGGAGCGAGCAAGAAGAAGGAGCACAUUCACAGAAUCUUCGACGACAUAUUUUUCAACAAACAUCCACGAGAUCUAAGACACAUGUGUGCUAGUUAUGUUAGCUACAAUCAUCCAAUCAAUCAUUUCACUUCUUAUGUGCUCGAAAAUGUGGAUCGAAUUAAAGUCGCCGUUCACACAAAUGGGUUUUCCGUCGAGCUCUUACUUCAAACAUUCGCACGAGGAAUUGUGAGAGUGGAAGACAUACCCAUGUUCAAUACGGUGGUGGAGCACCUCGCUCCUGCCGUUUCUGCAAAACUCGCGGCGCAGUUACGUGCACGAAUCCGAUCAGUGAGUGUUUGGAUGGCUACCUAUGGGGACAGUGUCAUUAACAAUGUCACAGUAAUCAUGAGCAACCUAAAUGGGUUAAAAUCGAGCACUCAUGCUUAUGGAAAAAAGCUUUGA
Messenger RNA from Angiostrongylus costaricensis, 1542 nucleotides. The record is from the annotation of a GenBank genome assembly. Lineage: Eukaryota; Metazoa; Nematoda; Chromadorea; Rhabditida; Metastrongylidae.